Molecule: messenger RNA, 324 nt
Organism: Debaryomyces fabryi
Lineage: Eukaryota; Fungi; Ascomycota; Pichiomycetes; Serinales; Debaryomycetaceae
Exons: 1
Coding region: 1-324 (107 amino acids)
Biological process (GO): isoprenoid biosynthetic process; ubiquinone biosynthetic process
Cellular component (GO): transferase complex
Molecular function (GO): prenyltransferase activity
Source: RefSeq, a predicted model, not a curated record
AUGUUGGAUUACACUUCCAGUGAUACCAGUUUCGGUAAGCCAAGUCAAGCCGACUUGAAGUUGGGAUUAGCAACUGCGCCAAUAUUAUUUGCAUGGAAAGAAAGACCAGAAUUAGGUGAAUUAAUUGCAAGGAAAUUCAGCCAAGAAGGCGACGUUGAAAUUGCAAGAAAUGCUGUUGAAGAAUGUGGUGGUUUAGAGAAGACCAGAGAAAUGGCUCAAGAUUAUUGUUAUAAGGCAUUGAACAAUUUGAGGGUUUUACCUGAAUCAGAUGCAAGAAGUGCAUUAGAAUUCUUGACAAAUUCAGUUUUAACUAGAUCUAAAUAA